This is a messenger RNA of Phaeodactylum tricornutum CCAP 1055/1, 1376 nucleotides long. RefSeq lists its product with no specific name. Bases 99 to 1376 code for a protein of 425 amino acids. Lineage: Eukaryota; Bacillariophyta; Bacillariophyceae; Surirellales; Neidiaceae. The transcript has a single exon. The record is from RefSeq and is a predicted model, not a curated record.
GAGUCGACCAGUCCUCGAUAAUAUUCACUGUCUCAGUCGAACCGACUGUAACGUUACAGUAAGAUAUCUUUCUCCACCAAAAGGCGGUGGAGAAUAACAUGUACGUAGAAGAGUCGAGUCCGAAUCAGCGCGUCAUGGAUCCUCGAGUCGACGAAGCGACGGUAGCGCUCAAGGGUCUCUUGGGCAUUGGUGGAGGUACGACUCUUCCAACAACAACGACAUCGACAACGACCUCGACGUUGACAACGGAAGCGUCUGUGCCCACGUCUGUACCCACAACACCCACAGCGACCAACAGCAACAACAACAAAAGCAGCAACAAUCCCGCGCCCUCGUCGAAAAGCAAGUCGAAAAAGAAAAAGACCAAAGCAACUGCCAAGAACGUUAACACUGUCUCUGCCACGCCCACCGGAACGGGCAAGAAAGCCAAAGCGCGUACCGCCAAUGCGGUUAGCAAGGGUGCCAGCCACCGCCAGGAGGCAACGACCCAACCGGCGGAACCGCAAAACUUUGCCUGGUCGGCCUUUCAGUCCAGUCCGGACGCCAGCAAACUCCCCAUUCCCGCCUUUCUUCACACAGCGGAAAAUGCGCUUUUCGGGCAUGCGGAAUCAUCGUCACCCGCCCUCCUCCGACCAACCUUGUCCUACGCCAACGCCGCGAGUACGGUAGCAGAGAAGUCGGAAAGAGAAGGAGAACCGGGACCGCAGACGUCGCAUCGUAAAGGCGACUCGCCAAACCCGCCCGACCUUGCGAACACAGUCGUCGAACAUCAAGUUACGGAUGCUCCCCUCGAAACUUUCUCGACGGAAACAAUCACGGCAUCCACCACAAAUGUACCCAUCACACCGACCGCACAGGUAACCGAGGAUCCGCCCAUUUCCAAAACCGGCAUCAAUCUCGCCGCCCUGGCUUCUGUCACGUCCCCGCCGACAACCUCCGUCCGGUCUCCCACUCUGCAGUCGCCUCCGCAUCCGUCUCCUAUGCACCAGCAUCCCCACCAACCGCCCGUGCUUUUUCAUACGCCCCCGCAUCCCCAGUCACAUCCGCAACCACCAGCACAUGCACUGGCACACAACCCACACCGGUCGCCGUACCCACCACACCCACACUACGGCGGUCCGCAGCAUUCGCCCCCCUUUGCUCCACCAGGAUUUGUUACCAUUCAAGUUCAGGUCCCGCCUGUCCUACUGCCGGGCCGGCAAAUGGUUGUCACCUCACCCGCUGGCUACCCCGUACAAAUCACGGUGCCGGAUCACGUACCUCCCGGUGUCAUUCUGCCCGUACACGUUCCCAACGGUCUCCCCCUCCACAUGAUGCCCCCACCCGGACCCUACCCCGGAGGGCCCUUUUAUCCACCCCAUCCACAUCGUGGCUAA